CUCAAAGUUUCACGGGCGAUUAGUUUAAAUUGUACUUCAGAUUAAAUGAGGGUGUUUACGAUUAUUUAUGAGAAUUAUUAAUGAAUUAAGCGUAUUCGAAUUCUUCUCGAUAAGGUAAUAAAAGCUAAAAUUAUUAUAAAUGUUUGCAGGAAUUGGACGAUGAAACAAGUAAAAUAGAGAGAGCCCUUAAGGAUACGUUCCCCUAAUCAUAGGCUUAUUUUAUAAAUGACUUAGCAAAAACUAUUUCACUUUUACCAGUUUUGCCCCUAGUAGAAUAUUCUGUGUUCUCUUCUAAACGUUCUAUCUUCGAAAUUCGAAACUUUUUAUAGGAUAAUAGCAGACAAGGUUCUAGUUGAUAAGCUUUACUAAUUAAGCUAUUUUGCUUUGGCGAAACCCGAUAGCCAUGGGACGAAUUGCGUAAAAAAAAAAUAUUACAAUGCAAUAAAAUGAAGAGACAAAUCGAUUAACACAUAAUCGGUAGAUCUUUAGUCCUUAAGGCAAAAAAAAAAACUAUGGGGAAAUUGACCAUCUUUAAGAAAAAAUUAAAUGAGUACGUUGAUAAAGUGUUUGGUGAUGCCGAUUUAAAUGAACUUUACGAUAGUUAUGCUGAUGUUAAGAAAAAAUCUAGCAAUCAGUUGGAUACUUCCGCUAGGAAUUGGAAUGAAAAUAACACUAAAUAUAAAUACGGUUACGAUUAUUUUAAAUAUAAGCGACCUAAAGCGGAAGUUAAGAAAAAAAGUGCAAAACGAGUAGAAACACCCGAAAGUGACGAAGACGAUGUUGACGACGACGACGAGAAUAUUUCAUUCGCUUCUAGUUUAGAUCAGCUAGAUGAUGACGAUUCGGGUGAAGAGGAUGUUGAAGAAGUUAGAAAAAGUACAGAUAAAAGAAAAAGGCUGGAUAAAGAGGAUAAAAAAGGCAAAAAUAGCAAUAAGAAAGUAGAGAAAAGCGAAAAAAAGAAAAGUAAAUCAAAAAAAGACAAAGAAAAGCUCAAUGGUUCAAAAAGUAGAAAAAAAGACAAUACAGAAUUCUUAGAAAAUCGUAAAGUAAAGAAAAGUUCAAGGAGAUCUUCGAAAGCAAAGGAAGACGUAUCUGAAGAACCCUCCGAUCGUCUUUCCGCUAAAGUUUCAAAGAGGCGAAAUUCUACUGCCCAACAUUUGAGAAAAUCUUCUAGAAAACUUUCCAAUGGCUAUUACGAUAACAAGUCGAGUAAAAGAGAACAUCAUUUAAGAGUUCCAUCGGUAAUUGUUGCAAACGUAAUGGAAACUGAAGAGGAGGAAGAGGAGGAAGAAGACGAAGAAGACGACGGAGAUGACGACUUAGAAGAUAUAGAAGAGGAAGAAGAAGAAGAAGAGGAGGAGGAAGAGCAGCAGCCUGUUGUAAAGAAAAAAGAGAAAAAGAAAAGUGCAACACGUCGUUCAAAAGAUCUUGGUAUACCUGUAAAAGGUAAAAUUCGUAAAAUUCGACCAUCAGCCGAUAGAAGAUAUUUAAAUGUUCAAGCAGACGAUGAAGUUGAAGAAUACUUCUGUUAUCCCACUUCUAAUACACCAAAGCAAACUGAACCUACAUGCUAUAAAUUUCAAACGCAGAAUAAAUCAUUCUUAAAUUGCAGAAAUUCGCACAAUAAACGCAUGGGAGCUGUUCCAAUAUUAAGUACUGGGUUAAGAACAAAUAAAAAAUCAUCUUAUAUCAAUCAGUAUCAGGGGAAUGAUCAUAGUUGUUGUUACCCUCUGCCUUCAAAGAAUAAUGUUAACCCUACCGCUGAGAAUGUAUUCCCAAAACGACCAGUUCAAGCUAAUACUGCUAAUACUGCUAAUCAAUGUUCUCAGCAGCAAGAGAACUAUAAUUUAUCGAAUACUCUAAUUUGUCGGCCAUUAACUAAAGCCUGUUGCACUCAGACUGACACUCAAAGAAAUGACGCAGCAUGCCAAAGUUAUUGCAUAGAAGAUGGUAGAAUGAAAGGGCUGCUAAAAAGUUGCCCAUCUCGGACGGUAUGCGAAUGCAAAAAAACAGCUCAAAAUGUGUUUAUGGAAAGUGAUAAUAUGCAAAAAAUAAGAGAAGAAAUUGAAGAAAUAAAACGAUUAGGCUUAUUCGAGAUUGAAACAGCUAAAAAGAUUGAUCAGCACAGCGAUACUCUUAAGAAACUUGGUGAUAUGGAAAUGGUGAGAAAAUUUGCCGAACUGGAUUUAGUAAAAAAAUUAACUCAAAUUAAUGAAAUCGGUCAGUCAGCGCCACCUGUUAGUAAGAAAACUAAAGAAUCUUUAAUGAAUAUUGAAAGUGCUAUAAAAAUGGGAAAAAUUGUUGCGAAUAAUUCAACAAAUGUUCAAGAGGAAAUAGCUAAUAAUAAACAUCCUAAUUUCGUAGUUUUACCCUGUCUAGUUCAAUGUACAGCUUGUUACUCUACUCCGUGCACUUGUUCUAACGGACCCAAAUACGGUUUUGGGAAUUUUACUAUAAAUAAUAGCAACAACAAUAGUGGACAUUAUCAAAGACCAUUCGACUUUCAAACUUGCACUGAUCGAGUGAUAUGCAAUUGUUUUUAUCGAAACGAUCAAGAAUAUCAGUGUUCCCACGAAAGAGGACAAAGGAAAUGACUCCCAAGCCAAGGAACAACAAAUUUGUCCCUGUAAAACCCAAAUUAAACGGAAUGUCCCGCAAAGUGAUAAUCCGAAAAAACUUUUUAGCCACUUGAAUACGCCCGUGGGUCAAGAGAAUGUAUUUUUUGAUAAGGAGAGAGAAAUGGGUCAACUUCCGGGAAGUACUAAUUGCUACGAGUGGUGUGUUAAACGAAGCCCGAGUAGAAAUACUAGCAAAGGCCGGAGGCUAUCUAAUAAAUUCUUAAUUCAACUCACUCCUAUAAAAGCUCAUGACAGAGAAGAGAAGUUUGAAGAACCUCGAUAUAAAGACAACGAUUCAACCGAGAACGAGAGGGCAACAGCUCAAAUAAUAUGUUGCAUUCAACAAGCAAAUGAUUUGAGACGAUGUUGUAAUAACUGUUGUUGCUGUUGUUGCUCAUAAAUGCUACGGCAAAAUACUUGUGUAUAUCCGUGCGAUGAAUCUAAAAUCUGGACAGAGUUAAUAAAAAAGUACUCGUAAUUAAUAUUUUGUUUUUUUU
Dimorphilus gyrociliatus is the source of this 3115-nucleotide messenger RNA. The record is from the annotation of a GenBank genome assembly. NCBI's taxonomy places the organism in Eukaryota, Metazoa, Annelida, Polychaeta, Dinophilidae.